Molecule: messenger RNA, 4869 nt
Organism: Paramecium pentaurelia
Lineage: Eukaryota; Ciliophora; Oligohymenophorea; Peniculida; Parameciidae
Source: the annotation of a GenBank genome assembly
AUGUUGCAGAUAACUUAAAAGCUAAUCAAAAAUUAUUUAGACUUAAUGACUGCAUCUCCAAAAAUUCAAUUGUGGGAUUCAUUAUUUAAAGGUGCACUUCUAUUUUAAUUUAUUUUAAGAACGCAUUUCAUUUUUCCUAAAGAUGGUUGGAAUGUUUGGAAAUAUUCAGAUUUUAAAUUAAAUGUUCCAUAUAUCCUAUUGUCAUAUUUAUAUCAUGAAAUUUCAGACACUAUUAAAAUAAUAUUGAUAUUGUUCAACAUUAGCAUAUUCAUCCUAAGCUUUUUUAGAGUGUAAUUAGUAUUUUAUUACAAUAACUUAUUAUGGAAGAUAUUCUAUAUACCUCAGGUAGCCAUGUUGGCUUAUCGAUCUGGAAGUAUAGAACUUUCAAUAAUUGGUGUGAUUAUCCUAUUCUCUAUUCUAACUUUUAAUUUAUAUUUUAAUAGAUCCACUAAAUUUAUUCAUAGUAAUCCUUUUAUUAGAAAAUUUACAUAACUUACAAUAAUUAAUGUUAUUUUGGAUACAAUAUGUUUAAUUGAUUUUGAAUUUCAUUUAUUUUAAUAGAUUAUGCUAUUAUUUCAAGGAGUAUCCUUAUGUUUGGAUGUAAUUAUGUUCAAACCAUAUCGAUUACAAUACAAUAAAUUGGCAUUUUAAUAUAAUUUUUUAUAUAGUGCAAUAGUAUUACUAAACUCAAUUUCUUUGAUAACCAAAUCAGAGGAAAAUAUGUUCUAUUUUACAAUUCUAUUUGGAACUCUAGCAUAUGCUCUAUCUUAUUAAUUGUAUGAUAGGAAAGCAGAUUAUGAUUCUUAAAAUUAAUUUCAAAUUUUAAUUUAAUGUUAAGAAUUUUAUGAUUAAGAAGAUAUUUUACAUUACAUUAAAGUAAUGUAACACAAGAAUAGUUGUAAAAUACUUCAUAAAAAUUAAAAUAAGAUUGAUAUAGUGAUUUGUUAAUUAGAAAAUAAAAUAGUUCAAAGUAAAAGAUUAAAAUUAGAUUAUGAAAUCUUGGAAUUGGCAUUAAUUCAUUUCUUAUGUAUACAUAAAGCUCCAUUAACUGCUUUGUGCAGAUUAAAAUAAUAUUAUAAUAUCCAUUAAGAUCAUUCAAUGUUCUUUAAAAUAGUAUUUCCAAGUUUACAUAAUUAAUUAUGGACAUCAGUAACAAAAGUACAAGAAAAUAUUAAUUAAAUAAAUAAAGCUGGAUCAUACCAAGAUGAUAGAAUAUUGUCAACAAGAGACAUAUAUGAAGCUAUUUAAAUAAGAGAUAAUUCAAUACCUAUGAUAAUUAGUACAAUAGAUUAUAAAUUGAAUUAUUGGAGAUAAUUGAUUUCUUUGAUCAACAAUUUUAAGAGACUAUUUUAUGCAACUUCAAAAUUAAGCUAAAAAAUUGUUUAAUGUUAACAACAACUUGAAUUACUAUAUAAAUGUAAAGACAUAGAAGAUAUUGAAUAACCUAGAACAGUAAUUGAAGUAAUUAUUUUAUUAAUAUAUUAUGCAAUAAUAGUGAAUGACUAUUAAUAAGCAAUAAAAAUGCAAAAAGUAAUGAAUGAUAUUUUAAGAACGGAAAGUCUAGCAGAAGGAAAAUUAUUGAAUGGAAAUAUUAUGGAAAAUAAGAUUUGCUUAUUAUAUUCUAGUAUAGUGAAAUCAUAAGGAUAAAUAGUUAGAAUCAAUACUUAAUAAAUUGCUUAAUUUUGGGGUUAUGAAAAUGAAAUGGAUUUUAGAGAUAUCAAACAUAUUAAUUAAUUAAUGCCUGACUUUUUGGCUUUAGUUCAUGAUUAAUAUUUAGAGAGAUUUAAAAAAUUAGGCCAUAGUAUUUUAUUUGGUAAGAGUAGAACUGUAUUUCUAAAAGGCAAAAAUAAUUUUUUUAUUCCUGCUGAUAUUACAAUAGACAAUUUCUUCAUUAGUUAUGAUGAUUAUAUUAUAACAGCUGCAUUCUCAAAAACUAAAGAAAAAUGUUUAUUUUUACUUUUUGAUUCUAAAGGUAAAAUUUUAGGAGCUAAUCAUUUAAUGUUUAAGUUAUUAAGUUCAAUUGAUAAGACUAUUACUUAAGAUCAAUUAACUUAAGGAUAUAUAUUUUAACUUAUUCCUAAAAUAUUUGUUGUGAUUAAUGCUUAUAAAACACAAGAUUAAGAUAUAAAUCAGGAAAAUAAUAUAGUUUUAAAAAUAGGAAAUCCAAUAAAAGGGCAGUUUUAAAAAUUGAUGAAAAGUUCAAAAGGAAAAAGUAAACAUUAAAUGUAUUAUGCAGGCAUUUGGACCACCUAUGAUACUCAUGACUACUGUUAAGUGGGAAAGGAAUAACAAUGUAAUAUAGACUUUAAUCAUUAUGAAUAAAUAAAACCUGAUUGUGAACUCUUUGAUGAAGGUUUUUAAGAAAGAAUGCUAUAAUAUGUAGAUGAUUCUAUUUAAACUACUAAUUAUAAAAUAAAUUGUUAUUUAGAAUAUUUAGUUCUUGGUUAUUAUAAAUCAAUACCAUUAUUUACUUUAGAAAUAAAUGACAUUAUUACUUAAACAAUAGAAGAAAACAAUGAAGAAAUUAAUUCAGAAGUUAUGCUUUAAAAUAUGGAAUUAUCAGAUUUAAAUAAAUCAAGUCAUCAAGUUUUGAGUUCUAUUUAAAAUGAAAGUUUUUAAAAAGUUAAAAUUGAAGAAAAUGAUAAAUUAUAAUAAUAUCCAGAAGUUUCUUUAAUUAGAGGUAAAUAUGAUUAAUCAUUUUUUGAUUAAUUAUAAGAUUCAUCUAGAUAAAUAUUAGCUCCAUUUUCAUAACGAGCUACUUUUAAUCUUAUUAAACAUAAAAGUAUUAAUGAUGAUUCAAAGUAUUUAGAGGAUGAUUUUAAAAUUAUUAAAUAAUAAUAAGAACUUAGUUAUGAUUAACAUAACAAUGUAGAUUAAUUUUAAUAUUGUAAACAUAAAACAGUUUUAGAUUAAUUAUAGGAGAAGUAAUCUUCUGAAGAUAAAAAUUAUCAAAUUAAUAAUUAAUAAGAAAUUUAAGCAGUUAAUUCUGCUGGAUCUAUUGCUAGAAGAACUAAAAACCAUAAUCAUGAAUUAUUAAAAUAGAAGUCUCGUUCAAAAGUGAAACCUAUUUAACUUAGUUUAAUUUUAUUAAUAGAUUUAUUAAUAGUGUUAAGCAUAAUCAUUUUUAAUAUUUUUACUAUAAUUACACUUAAUACAAAAAAAUAAUAUAGCAAUAAUUUAUUAAUUGAAUUAUAGGCUCCUUUUAUAUACAAUAAUUAUUAUUGUGAAUUAACUUCUCAUGAUAUUAUUUUUAAAUUAGCCUAAAUUUAAGGUAUUGAAUUUAGUGAAGAUUUAUUAGAUACUAUAAAAAAUAGAUUUAAUAAUAUUUAAUAUUUAUAAAAUAUGUCUAAAUUUUAUUAAGUAUUUUCAUAAAUUGAAGAAGAAGAAGAAAAUAUUUUAAAUUCAAAUAUUUCUUUAUAUUAUAUUGAUUCUCCUGACAUUAAAAAUAUGACAUUUACAUACUUUUACAAUCAAAUAAAAAUAUUUUUUUAAUUAAUAAUUCAAUUCUAUUAAGAAUACAAUAUUAACAAUUUUGAUGAUUAUUUCUUUUAACAAUCCUUAUUUGAAACUUUAAAUUUAAAUGAAACUUCAUAAUUAUUUAGAUUAUUACUUAGACAAUUAAUUGAUAAAUUUUAUGAUCAUAUAGAUUAAAAUGAUGAAUUCAUUAUUAAUUUAUUUAUUAUUCAAACUGUCCUAUAGUUUUCACUCAUUUUAAUAUAAUUCCUUGUCUUACUAGAUUUACUUAAAAUUUAUAGAAAAAUUAUUCAUUUAAAUUGUAGAUUAUAUGAAAAGGAUGUAUUGAUUGCCAUCUAGAGAUUACAAGCUGUUCGAGAUAUACUAUUUGAUAAAUAUUCUUUAAAUUGGAAAAAGGCUGAUUAUGUUCAUAUUAUAUAUUAGCCUCUUAAUGAAUAAUAAACUAAAAAUGGAAAAUAAAAUAAGACUACUUUAUUAUCUUCUCGAUUACAGCAAUAAAAUUUUAAUAUCUAUACAACAUCAGCAUUUUUACUCAUUCUUUUAUUAAUUAUUUUAUUAGUUAAUAUAGGUGGAUUUUUAUUGAAUUCAUAAAAAUAAAAAUAACUAAAACCAUCUUUUCUAUUAACAGCAGAAUUUCAUCAUUUUACAUUACAAGUUGAUUCAAUUGUGAGUAAUGCUAUGCGAAUAAAAAGUCAAAAUAUUAUUUUAAGUAAUAAUUCUUUAACAAAUAAACUUAAUCCUAAAAUUCUAAAUUAAGCUAUAAAUUAUUUUAAAAUUGAAAAAUAUUAAAAUUUAAGUGAAUUUAAAGAUUUGGUUAAAUCAUUUCAAUAGAGUUAAAUUCAAAUAAUAUCAAUCCUUAUUAAAGAUCCUAAUAUUGAUCCUAAAAAGGCUGGUAUUUUAAAUGAAAUAUUUUUCUAAGAUUUAUGUCCUUUAAUAUGCCCAAAUUCAUCAAAUAUUAAAGAUAAUUGUACAUAUCUAUACAAUAAAGGAAUAAUAGGGAUUUAUACAAAAAUGUCUAAUUUCCUUACAAUUUCAUAUAAUUAUGAAUUGGAAAUGGAAAGGAUAGAUCCUGAUUUCUAGGCUUCAUUAGAAAUAUUGAAUUCUGUUGAUUUUAAUUAAAUUUUUGGUAGGUAUUUCACCAAUACAAAAAUAGCAUUUGAAAAAUUUGGAUAAGAAAUAUUAGAUCUUACAAUGGAAUUAAUAGAAGAUAAUUUUGAUGUAAUUCUUAUCUAUUAUUCGAUAACUGGAUGUUGUACCUUAAUGAUUGUAGGAUUAGCCUUGAUAUAUUUUGCAAAAAUGUAGUAGUAACAAAUCAACCUGUUAAGGUUAUCCUUAACAGUAAUUCCAUUAGAAUUGAUUGAUUAAUAAGCAAUUAAUAUUCUUCGCUAAUUAUGA